Molecule: messenger RNA, 324 nt
Organism: Cordyceps fumosorosea ARSEF 2679
Lineage: Eukaryota; Fungi; Ascomycota; Sordariomycetes; Hypocreales; Cordycipitaceae
Exons: 1
Coding region: 1-324 (107 amino acids)
Source: RefSeq, a predicted model, not a curated record
AUGCGAUGCGAGUCGACAGCAGUCUUCCGUCGCUUUCCGAUCACGUUCCAUGACCGGCGCCUCCUCCGAGUCCCAAAAGAACGGCCCGUCCGGGCAGACACCAAGUCAACGCGGCCGCUGUCCCUCGCCAGCUAUCACAGCCACACCUCACCAUCGACAUGGCCUGGACCCUCUCGCCUGUCACUACCGUCGUGCCCUGCGCCGCCGCUGCGCGCGUUCGAGGCUGAAGAGGCCGGCGACGGCGACGCUGCCUCAGCAGCUAAGCGGGACGCCGCGGCGACGUACUCGGCAAGCAUGGCCUGCCGGCGGGAAGAGCCCUACUAG